Spirodela intermedia is the source of this 2628-nucleotide messenger RNA. The record is from the annotation of a GenBank genome assembly. Lineage: Eukaryota; Viridiplantae; Streptophyta; Magnoliopsida; Alismatales; Araceae.
AUGAAGCUUAUGAAAAUCAUAGAAUAUAUAAAGAAAAAACUAAAACUUUUCAUGAUAAAUACAUUAGCAGAAAAAAAUUUGAUGUUGGACAAAAAGUGUGGUUAUAUGAUUCUAGGCUGAAAUUAUUCCAGGAAAAUUAAAAUCAAAAUGGAAAGGGCCUUAUGUGGUGGAAGAGACAUAUGAUCAUGGGGCUGUAAUGAUUAAAGAUCCUAAAAGUGAUCAUAACUUUAAGGUAAAUGGACAGCGGCUUAAACAUUACAUAGAACAUGAACGCCUUGCAGAAAAAGAAAUUUUAUUAUUAAAAGAAAUUCAAGAGUAAGAUCAAGGAGUCCAGCUGGAGACAUUAAAUUCAGUGCUGCAUGGGAGGCAACCCAUGGUUUUUAUUUCAUUCUGUUUGAUUUUUUUUAAGCUCUGUUUUUCUUAGAAUUUCGCAGUACUUGUUUCUGUAUUUGUUUUUUUUCGAAGAAGUGCAGGAGGAGGUGUGUAAGAUGAAGUGGAAAAUUAAAAACGAGGUUGAGAUGAUGUCUUUCUGAGCUUUAUCAUUUAUGACAAUAUUUUUAAUGCUUAACUUUGCAUAUAUGCAUGCUUUACUUGAAAAUUAUAUUUUCUGCAUAUUCUGUUUCGAUUUUUUUUGUGUCAUUGAGGACAAUGUCAUUUUUAAGUCGGGGGGGAAGUAUUCAUUAUUAAUUUAUGCUGUAGGACGAUUAAGAACAUGUGUUUGCAUUUUAUUCAACUUAGAACAGCAACUAAAAAAAUAAAAAAAAAUCGCCGAAUUCGGAAAAACUGCAACAUCUAUUUUCUGGUUUUCUGUCAGGAACAACAGACUGUUAAAAACAGCAGAUGAAAAAACAACCCGAAAUUUGAAAUUAUAGAGACCCUUUUCUCACAUUUCAAUCCCCUAGACAUAUAUUACUGAAAUUCGAAAUUACAGCUAUAAAGAAGAUAGUUUUGAUUUAUUUUUGAUAAAUUUAUUGCUCCUAAAAUAGAACUGAAAAUAGAAAACAGAACUGUCAGAACUAUCUAAUUUACAAAUUCCUUACAUCAUAUUGCAUGCAUGAAAAAUUAAAUCAAUUAGAUUGAUUGAUACCAAAAGAUACUAGGAAGAUUAUUAUUGAGUCAAAAGAAUGAUCUAGUAGCAUGAAAUGUUGGAAUACUCCUUGGAUACAUGAUAGAUAACAUGGAUUUGAUUUUACAGAUUUUCACUUCAUGAUCUUGAUGGAUAAUAUUUACUUGAUGUGAAAAUUUGAUUGAUCAUUUGAGUUUAAUGGAGAUUUUUGCACCCUGAUCUAUAGGACUUGUGAGGAGAAAUCACUUAUUUCAAAAAAAAAAAAAAAAAAGAGAGAGCAAUGUGAAAAAUCUAGAAACGAAGAGUACACAUGGAGGGUGUGAGACAUCAUUCUCAUUGUCGAAAAUCGUGCAUAGAAAAACACUUGCUAAAAAAUAAGUGGAUAAAGUGAAAGCCCUGAAAAUGAAGAGCACACAUGGAGGGUGUGAGACAUCAUUCUUAUUGUUGAAAUUUGUCUACAGGAAAAGCUACUUAUCCACUAUAUAUAUAAAAAAAAAAAGAAGGAAGAAAUAUAGUGCAAACUUCAAAAAUCAAGUCAUAGAAAAAGGGAAAUGUAAGAUCAAUAUUAUUCUUGGAUGAGUAUUGAUAAUUGGAACAUCUUGUAAAUACAUCUAUGAGUGAAGAAGUGAUAAAGAUGUGAAUAGAAGAAGUGAAGUCUAGAUUGUUAUUCCAAGGAGUGUUUAAACAUUUAAGUGCUUGACAUCAUUCUUAAAUACUUGAUAUAAGAAUCCAAAGUGUUUUAAGGUGCAUCAUUUCUAAUUGUAUUUCUUUUCUGUAUUGAAUAUGAUGUUUGAGAUUUGUAAAUUUUUAUUUUCGUAAUUCCAUUGCUAAGGGACUAGCAAUGAUUUAAGUUGGGGGGUGUGAUAAGUCUUCAUUAUCAUGAGUUAAUAAUUAGUAAAUAAUAUAGUUUUAGCCUUAACUCAUGAUAAAUAGACUUAUAUUUGUGUUAAAGCAUGAAAAAUGGUUUUCAGUUGAUUAACGUGAAUUUUUGGGUAAUUAUGUGAUUUUAUACGAUUUUUACAGUCUUAGUUUUGAGAUAAACGAAGAACAAGAAAUAAAAAUAAAAAUAUUGCAAAAUGGGGAGACCCGCCGGCCAGCCGGGCCCGCAAGCGGGUCGGAAGCGCAGUCGGGGAGUAGCCGCGAGCAGGGGCUCGAGCAGCUUGCUUGGAUCGAUAGGGGCACGUGUGCGCCACUCCCCUUCCACGUCACCGGUGGUCAGCCGGCUGUGGGGCAAGGAGUGGUCGUACACGCGAGAGGAUUUUGCCUACGAAGCUAACUUUACUAUAUAUUCGCCCAAAUAAUCCGCGCACAACUGAUGUGGGACUAAACCCGCGUCACACCUUGUUCAGGGGCGGGCGACCGCCGCGGGUUCGAAUCCUCCCAGAGUCAAAAUUCAUAUAUUUUUAACUGAUUAUCGCGACUUUCCUGCAGAUCGCCGGUGAAGGAUUAAGCAACCGGAAUCGCUGGAUCAUCGGCGAAAAUCUCGUCAACGCGAUUCGCGGAGCAUUGCUACUAAAAUUGCUGAACGAUUCGCGAUAAAAGGAUCGCAAUCCAUCGAGUAA